Molecule: messenger RNA, 4266 nt
Organism: Phyllopteryx taeniolatus (common seadragon)
Lineage: Eukaryota; Metazoa; Chordata; Actinopteri; Syngnathiformes; Syngnathidae
Gene: srd5a2b
Product: steroid-5-alpha-reductase, alpha polypeptide 2b
Exons: 6
Coding region: 2749-3504 (251 amino acids)
Biological process (GO): steroid biosynthetic process
Cellular component (GO): membrane
Molecular function (GO): 3-oxo-5-alpha-steroid 4-dehydrogenase activity
Source: RefSeq, a predicted model, not a curated record
AUCACCUGCUUGUAAAAAGUACAAUGUAUUAUUCUAUCUUCUGGAUAGUUAGACACCAUUAAUAUUUGUACAAAAUGUUUUACUUUAAAGCUAUGUGCACUGAUUGCACGAAUUGUAUUAUAGUAACCAGGAAAUUAUUUUUAUACAGUGUUGAUUUGCAUGAAUUGCAUUAUAGGUCACUAUGCAAGGUAAUUCUUUUUAUACAAUGCCAAAACACACCUCCUUUGAAAAGUAAGCAUUUUUUAUUUGACUUUGUAAUGUUACUUGUAGUCAAAUAUCUGUCCCAACUAUUUUUCUUCUGUGGCUCGCACCCCUAUUCCCCUUAUCCGUUCUGUCUCUCGGUCUACCCCCUAAAACCCUUUUCUUUCCAGCUGCAUUUUGCUUUUUACUUUUUUACAAUACUUUGAAGACCUCAGUGCCACCAGCACGCCUUCCCAUGAGGAAGCAGAGUCUGGGGUCGCUGAGGAUGGCUCUCCUCUCUCUGGGGUUGAGGUUACCGAGGUGGUUUAAAGGCUCCUCGAUGGCAAGGCGCCGGGGGUGAAUGAGAUUCGUCCGGAGUUCCUAAAGGCUCUGGAUGUUGUGGGGCUGUCCUGGUUGACACGCCUCUGCAACAUCGCAUGGACAACGGGGACAGUGCCUCUGGAUUGGCAAACUGGGGUGGUGGUCCCCCUUUUUAUGAAGGUGUACUGGAGGGUGUGUUACAACUACAAGGGGAUCACACUCCUCAGCUUCCCUGGUAAGGUCUAUUCAGGGGUACUGGAGAGGAGGGUCCGUCGGGAAGUCGAAUCUCAGAUUCAGGAGGAGCAUUGUGGUUUUCGUCCUGGCCGUGGAACAUUGGACCAGCUCUACACCCUCGGCAGGGUCCUCGAGGGUGCAUGGGAGUUUGCUAACCAGUCUACUUGUGUUUUGUGGACUUGGAGAAGGUGUUCGACCAUGUCCCUCGGGGAGUCCUGUGGGGGUUGCUUCGGAAUUAUGGGGUAUCGAACCCCCUGAUACGGGGUGUUCGGCCCCUGUACGGCUGGUGUCAGAGUUUGGACUCGUUUCCGGUGAGGAUUGGACUCUGCCAACACUGCCCUUUGUCACCGAUUCUUUUCAUAACUUUUAUAGACAGAAUUUGUAGGAGCAGCCGAGACGUAGAGGGGGUCCGGUUUGGUGGCCUCAGUAUUGCAUCUCUGCUUUCUGCAGAUGAUUUGGUUAUGUUGGCUUCAUCAAGCCGUGAUCUCAAACUCUCUCUGGAGCGGUUCGUAGCCGAGUGUGAAGCGGCUGGGAUGAAAAUCAGCACCUCCAAAUCUGAGCUCAUGGUCCUCAGUCAGAAAAAGGUGGCGUGCCCUCUCCAGGUAUGGGAAUGAGAUCCUGCCGCAAGUGGAGGAGUUCAAGUAUCUUGGGGUCUUGUUCACGAAUGAGGGAAGAAUGGAACAGGAGAUUGACAGGCGGAUCGGUGCAGCUUAUGCAGUGAUGCAGACCUUGUAUCGGUCCGUUGUGGUGAAGAAUGAGCUAAGCCGAAAAGCGAAGCUCUCAAUUUACCGAUCGCUCUAUUUUCCUUACCUCACCUAUGGUCACGAGCUGUGGGCCGUGACCGAAAUAACAAGAUCCCGGAUACAAGCGGCCGAAAUGUGUUUCCUCCGCAGGGUGUCCGGGCUCUCUCUUUGAGAUAGGGUGAGAAGCUCGGUCAUCUGGGAGGGGCUCAGAGUAGACCCGCUGCUCCUCCACAUUGAGAGGGACCAAAUGAGGUGGCUGGGACAUCUGAUUAGGAUGCCUCCUGGACGCCUCCCUGGUGAGGUGUUCCGGGCAUGUCCCACCGGGAGGAGACCCCGGGGAUGACCCAGGACAUGCUGGAAAGACUAUGUCUCCCGGCUGGCCUCGGGAUUCUCCCGGAAGAGCUGGAUGAAGAAGUGAAGUCUGGGUGUCCCUGCUAACUCUACUGCCCCCGCAGUAGCACCAAGUAACGGAAGCACCAAAAUAAAGAAUGUUAAAGAAUGUAUAAAAAAAACAUCGAGGGAAAUGGACCCUUGAACAUAGAUGAUCACUACCUGAAAUAACAAACCAGUUAUGGAAACUUUGACGAGUACUUUGAGUGUUUAAGAUGUAUAAGAUGUUUUUUAUUUUAUGUUUUCGUGUUGUUAUUUAAUGCUACAAACACACGUUAUAUUUUGGAACCUUCGUUUCUUGGCAGUCUGGAUUUGCAUAUUAGCUAAAUAUUUAGUUAGACCUGAAGCAUUUAGAUUUAAUAUUUAAAUAUGUAUUUGAUUGUUUUAAUAGUUACAUUUAAGAUUAACAUAUAUUAAACAUUUAGUUUUAAGAUUCAUAUUUAAAUUUACAUUUAAGAUUUAGAUAUACAUAUAUUUAAGAUUUAUAUAUUUAACAUUUAGAUUUAAGAUUGGCGCCUGUGUGGAGUUUGCAUGUUCUCUACGUGACUGCGUGCGUUUUCUCCGGGAAUUCUGUUUUCCUCCCACAUCCCAAAAACAUGCAUGGUAGGUUAAUUGAAGACUCCCAAUUGCCCAUAGGUGUGAAUGUGAGUGCGAAUGGUUGUUUGUUUAAAUGUGCCCUGCAAUUGGCUAGCAACCAGUUCAGGGUGUACCCCGCCUACUGCCCGCAGAUAGGCUCCAGCAAGCCCGUGACCCUGGUGAGGAUAAGCGGUACAGAAAAUGGAUGGAUGGAUGGCUUUAAGAUUUAUAUAGUUUCCACAGAGGCUGGUUUAACAUUUUUGAAGACUUCUCCAGAGUGAAAGAAAGGAAACAGACACACAAGAUGCACUGCAAUGAGGACUUCCUCAACUAUCUCAGCUUUGGCAUGAUCAUGGCAGGACUAUGGCAUCUGUACCACCAUAGGAAAACUCAAACCAGCUAUGGCCGCCACAUGGUACACGAUCGUCACACCAGGUUGGUGCCAGCCCGCCUGGCUUGGUUUCUCCAGGAGUUACCAGCUAUUCUGGUCCCAUUACUUCUGAUGCUCACUUCGCACAAACCCUACAGUGUGGGAAAGAGGCUACUACUUGGAACCUUUUGCCUUCACUAUUUUCACAGAACAUUCAUCCAUUCAUUCCUGAUCAGAGGAAACCCUUACCCACUGAGUGUGAUGGUGGGAGCAGUUAUCAUUUGCUCUGUGAAUGGAUUCUUGCAGGGACACUACCUGUUGCAUUGUGCUCAGCUGGAUGAGUGGAAAACUGACUGUCGGCUUAAAAUUGGUUUAUUACUAUUUUACACCGGAAUGGCAAUCAAUAUAUACAGUGAUUAUCAUCUACGUAACUUGAGGAAAAAGGGGGAAUUGAUUUACAAAGUCCCUACAGGAGGCCUUUUUGAAUAUGUAUCUGCGCCAAAUUACUUUGGAGAGAUUUUUGAGUGGUUUGGCUACGCCAUGGCAACUUGGAGCCUUCCAUCGCUCUCGUUUGCUGUGUUUACUACAUGCUUCAUAGGCCCAAGAGCUGUUUACCAUCACAGGUUUUACAAGGAGAAAUUCAAGGACUACCCAAAGUCUCGAAAGGCUGUAAUUCCAUUUUUACUUUGAGAAAAGAUCCCACUGUGAUCUGAAGACAAUGGCUGACAGGCCCGCAGAAUUCACAUAUAUGCAUUUGCUACUUAUAUUUUGUUCAUGUGCAAAAGUAGGUUUACUGACUGAAGGAUUCACUUGAGGUGAUUCAAACAUCCGAUUAGAUGUUCUCUAGCAGUACCUUUCAUUGGUGGUGGUUCAGUCAUAUCAACCACCAGGAUACAGAACACUAUGGAGGGAAUUGGCAAGACUAGAAGGCCAAGAUCAAUGAACCUUAUUUAACCAGGUAAAACAGUAGAGAACCAAUUGUCAUUUACAAUGAGGACCUGGCCAUUUGACAGUCACAUACAUAAUAGUGAUACAUAAGAUACAAUCAGGAAAUCUUAACUAAUGUAAAAAAAUAUUUACAUAUGUACUGUGGAAAAAAAAAAAAGUACACAGACACUAAACCAUAACAGAAAAAGGUGCGGCAAUCAUCAUUAAAUGUACUACUAAUAAAACAAAAUUGUAACAGACUCCCUGUCCUUGACUGUUAGAGGACAUGCAGGAAUGGCUGGGAAACGAGGAGGAAGACUGAAAUGCCGCAAAUGUUAAACUUCCCCCCCCCAUAUACAGUCACUGUGAUCAUACACUUGUAAAGAAUAACUUGAAAAAUAAUAAACUGAAGCAAAUUGCACGUCAUUCUUACGGUUUUGUAAAAUGAUAGUUUAUGAAAUGUAAGUAUUUUCUCAUGCACUUGUAUUGCUUUGCAUUAAAAUGUUAUAUUUAUUAUGCUUUGAA